Trichogramma pretiosum is the source of this 3862-nucleotide messenger RNA. RefSeq names its product AP-3 complex subunit beta-1 (gene rb). Bases 287 to 3604 code for a protein of 1105 amino acids. The transcript has 9 exons. Gene Ontology annotation, biological process: intracellular protein transport; vesicle-mediated transport. NCBI's taxonomy places the organism in Eukaryota, Metazoa, Arthropoda, Insecta, Hymenoptera, Trichogrammatidae. Gene Ontology annotation, cellular component: AP-3 adaptor complex; membrane coat. The record is from RefSeq and is a predicted model, not a curated record.
GGCUGGCCAUCGACCAGGAUUGAUGGCAACACACGCUUACACUCGUGUACGAAUGUGUUGCAUACUGUCUCUCGCCGCGGAUUCUGCCAGAUUCUGCAUGCAUCGCACACACCUUCGCGUAUACGAAGUACGCGAAACAACACAUACUCUUGCUUUUGAGGUUCACCGUUCCAGAUGAAAUGUUUACCAAGUUCGUGUGCUGAUCGUAACAAGUGCUUCGACUCUCUGCCCAGCGAAGCGAGCUGUCCAGCCAGUGAGUCGUAAACAAGAUCUGCACGCCGCAGUCAUGUUGACGUCGGCUUCGAGCACGCUCUCCAACAAUGGAUCGUCGUACAGCAACGAGAGAAGUAACGCCGGGGCCGCGGGCGAGCCCGAGGUCGGCACCGACUUCGUGUCCGGUGGAUUCUUUCAUGCCGAUUACAAAAAGCACGAUGAUCUGAAGCAAAUGCUAGACAGCAAUAAAGAUGGCAUGAAACUCGAAGCCAUGAAAAGGAUCAUUGGUAUGGUAGCCAAAGGCAAAGAUGCCUCUGAUCUCUUUCCAGCAGUGGUCAAGAAUGUAGUAUCCAAAAAUAUUGAGGUCAAGAAACUGGUUUACGUGUACUUGGUGCGCUAUGCAGAGGAUCAACAAGACCUGGCUCUCUUAUCCAUUUCUACAUUUCAGAGAGCUCUGAAGGAUCCUAAUCAGUUGAUCAGAGCCAGUGCUCUAAGAGUUCUUUCCAGUAUUCGAGUGCCUAUGAUUGUUCCAAUAGUGAUGCUUGCCAUUAAAGACUCUGCAAGUGACAUGUCUCCAUAUGUAAGAAAAACUGCCGCUCAUGCCAUUCCCAAAUUAUACUCUCUAGAUUCUGAACAAAAAGAGGAGCUUGUAAGCGUUUUGGAAAAGUUGCUGUCUGAUAAGACUACUUUAGUUGUAGGAUCAGCAGUGAUGGCUUUUGAAGAAAUAUGUCCAGAUAGAAUUGACCUUAUUCAUAAGAAUUAUAGGAAAUUGUGCAAUUUAUUAGUGGAUGUAGAUGAAUGGGGUCAAGUUAUUAUAGUCAAUAUGUUGACAAGAUAUGUUCGAACUCAGUUUGUAAAUCCAAACAUGGAUGAUCUCGACGCCGACGAUCAAAGACCAUUUUACGAUUCCGAUUCUGACGCGUCCGGGUCAAUGAAACCAAAAUUUUCGCUCGAUCUGGAUCAUCGUUUGCUCUUACGAAACACGAAACCACUGCUGCAAAGUCGGAACUCGGCAGUCGUAAUGGCCGUAGCUCAGCUGUACUACCACGCAGCACCACUGGCCGAGGCCGUUGUCGCUUCCAAGGCCCUUAUUCGUUUACUGAGAGGACACAGAGAGGUGCAGAGCGUCGUUUUGCAUUCCAUUGCCAGCAUAUCAAUUUCUAGAAAAGGAAUGUUCGAACCGUAUUUGAAAUCGUUUUUCGUCCGAACAUCCGAUCCAACUCACAUCAAAUUACUCAAGCUGGACAUACUCACGAACUUGGCGACCGAAACGAGCAUCGGAGUAAUUUUGAGGGAAUUCCAAACUUACAUAUCAAGCAGUGACAAGGAAUUCGUCGGCGCGAGUAUUCAAGCUAUCGGACGCUGUGCGAGUAACAUAAAAGAAGUCACUGAUACUUGUUUGAAUGGUUUAGUCUCGUUAUUGAGUAACAGAGAUGAAACCGUAGUGGCCGAGAGCGUAGUCGUCAUUAAGAAAUUGCUCCAAACUCAGCCGAACGAGCACAAGGAUAUAAUAGCUCACAUGGCGAAACUCAUGGAUUUCAUUACCGUGCCUCAAGCCAGAGCCUCGAUCCUGUGGCUCCUGGGCGAGUACUCGAAUCGCGUGCCAAAAAUCGCUCCGGACGUCUUGCGCAAAAUGGCCAAGACCUUCGUCAACGAGGAGGACAUAGUCAAGCUGCAGACCCUGAAUCUAGCCGUGAAGCUGUACCUCAACAAUCCCGAACAGACGACGAAAUUUUGCCAAUACAUAUUCCAGCUUGCCAAGUACGAUCAGAAUUACGACAUACGUGAUCGAGCUCGCUUCUUGAAGUUCUUCAUCUUCGCCGAGGAGGAGCGACAGCAGGAGGCCGACAGCAAGGACCUGACCUCGCAAGCGAGAAAGAUCUUCCUCGCUCACAAACCGGCUCCGACGCUGACGACUCGCGUGAAGGACUCGGAGUUUCAACUGGGCACCUUGUCGCACUAUCUGGACAUGCCCUGCAACGGUUACAGGCCGUUGCCGCCGUUCCCCGAGGUCGCCCCCGACUCCUCGGUGAGAGACGUGCCCGACCCGACGGUCACCUUCGACCUGCAGAACGACCGAGUGGCUCGCGGCAAAGGCGACAAAAAGAGCAAGAAGCUGCGCGAGAAGAAGAAGAACUUCUACUCGGACGAGGACAGCUCGCCCCAGGCUUCGGACGAUGAGAAUUCCAUCGGCGACGAGAGCGGCAGCAACGAUUCCGACGACGACGACGCCGAUAGCGGCAGUAACAGCAGCAGCGACAGCAGCACCGGCAGCAGCGGUACCAGUUCGGAAGAGGACGAUGAAUCCUCCGCGUCCAAGGAUACUCCGGAUCGAAAGACCGUGAAAAAAGUAUCCAAUAACAAAAAAGCAGUCAGCGACGAGGACGAGGACGACGAGGAAGACGACGAUGAGUCGGACGAUUCCGACGAGUCCAGUAGCGAGGAGUCCUCUUCCGAAGAUUCCGGCAGCGAGCCCGCAGUGGCGAAGCCAAAAGUUUCGUCGGCUAGCAAGAGCAGCAACAAGCCAGAUGCCAAAGUCGAGAAAAAGCCCCAGCCAAAAAGUAACUUGGAUCUUUUGCUCGAUCUAGACGAGGUUGUGCCAAUGACGCCCAUCAUGACGCCGAGUUUGGGCGGCUUUCUCACUCCCAUGAUGCCGACUCCUUUCGCAACGAUCGCCGACGGCAUCAGAGAGGUCUCGAGCUCCUUCGUGCCCGUCAAGAAGCACGAGCUGCUCAACAAAGUCAGCGGCCGAGGCUUGAAGUUGGAGUACCGAUUCACUCGCUCGCCGCAUCUGAUGAAUUCGACGUUGGUCAAUAUCGAACUCUUGUUGGCUAACGAGAGCAACGAAUUGAUCAAGGAUAUUCGCGUUGGAAAUAAGAAUUUAUCCCUUGGAAUGAGCCUCUGCGAGUUCUCGACCGUACCAGUUUUACAACCCAACUCAUCCCUGUCUUGUUCGAUCGGUAUCAACUACAACGACUCGACGCAGCCAGCGUCGUUCAACAUAGAUUUCAUCGUCAAAGACGAGCUGAUAUCUCGUAGCGUCGCGAUCAAAGCGCCGAUCGGCGAAAUCAUCAGGUCCGUACUUCUCCCGGAAACGAUGUUCAACGCUGAAAAAGACAAGCUCAAAGGCAUGAACGAGCACACUGCCACGUUUGACUGUGCGGAAAGCAAAAAGACGCUGUGUCAAAAGAUCGCGGAAGCUGCGAAUCUAGCCGUCGUCUCCAACGACGACGAGAACAUAAAGCUCGCCGCUCGAACGUUAGCGUCCAAGUCACUGGUACUAGUUACCGUGAACACGAGCGUCAAGGACAAUUUAAGCGUCUGCGUUAAUUGCGAAAAAAUGGUUAUCGGCUCGAUGCUGCUGAACGAGCUUAAAAGUGCUUUAAAGUAAAAAUCUCGCAUUUAUGUGUAUUAUGUUCGGUGGUUGAUAAAAAAAGCUCUAUAACUCGUCCAAGAUUUAUAAACAAAAAUAUAUAUAUAUAUUUAUUUUCUUGCAGUCUGAGGAGUUUUAUGUUGAACGGUCUUUAAAAUGAACAUGUAUUUUAAAUGAAAAAAAUAUCACUCUAUGUAUAACAAUGACUGUGGUAAAAGACAUUUUUAUAUUCUAUAAUGCAUAGGCAAUAUAUAUAAUUUAUGAAAGAAAAAUAAA